AUGUGUGUGUUGGGGAACUGGUGGGAGAGGAGAGGGGAGGAGAGGAGAGGACCAGUGACUGAGGCAGAGGAGACAAGUGCAAAGAGGCUCGGCGCUGAACGGGACUCCGCGUAAAUAAACGCAGCAGACGGUAUCGCUGUGUCGCAGGGGAGUGCAGAUACUGAACAGGCUUCGUGUUUCGCAGCGCAAAGAGAGGAGAUAAGAUUGAAGAAAACCACAGAAGAAGACGAAUCAGAGCACUAGCCAGGAAGGAGGAGGAAAGAGGGGAUUUGAGUUUCUCUGUUGUGAAUGUGCAUGUGUCCUGUGACGGUGUGACUGAGCAGAGAGGCGGGGCGUUGCUGUAUUUGGGGGCAGACCUUUGCGUCACACACUGAUGAUGGAGAGGAGAAGGAUGGACGCAGCACUGCUGGUGCUGUUCCUGGUACACCUCGCCACUGCACUGGAGGUCCCACUAGAUCUUCUGGAAGGACUGCCGCAGCCACCAACCAUAACUCACCAGUCCCCCAAGGAUUACAUCAUCGACCCAAGAGAGAACAUUAUAAUCCAGUGUGAGGCGAAGGGGAAGCCUCACCCCAGUUUCUCCUGGACCAGAAAUGGGACCCACUUUGACAUCGACCAGGACCCCAAUGUAACCAUGAAACCCCAUUCUGGGACUCUGGUGGUGGACAUCAGCAGAACGAAGGCCGAACAGUACGAGUGUGUGUACCAGUGCACAGCGAGAAACAAACAUGGAACAGCUGUUUCCAACAACAUAGUUGUACGACAGUCCAGGUCCCCCUUGUGGUCAAAGGAGAAAAUCAAGCCAAUUGUCGUUCAGGAGGGCGUGUCCUUGGUGCUGCCGUGUAGACCCCCAGCUGGCCUGCCUCCUCCCAUCAUAUUCUGGAUGGACAACAACUUCCAGAGGCUACCUCAGAGCAGAAGGGUAUCCCAGUCCCUGAAUGGAGACCUUUACUUCUCUAAUGUACUCCGAGAGGAUUCCAGGAAUGACUACAUCUGCUACGCCCGCUUCCCGUACACACAAACUAUCCAGCAGAAACAACCCAUAACCGUCAAGGUCCUUAAUCUGGAUGCAAUCAAUGACACAAUGGCAGCUUUUUACAAUGACACUGAUUUAUUUAGUGAAGACCCAGCAGAUGAGAGAAAGCCAACCUUCCUCAUUCCAUCUGGCCCCUCCAGCUCCAAGAUGGUGCUGAGAGGACAGGUGCUGGAGAUGGAGUGUAUUGCAGAAGGACUGCCCACCCCUGAAAUCUCCUGGACCAAAAAUAGCGGCGAUCUCCCAGUUAAUCGCACAUCUUACCUGCACUACCAGAAGACCCUACGUAUUGUGAACGUGUCAGAAUCAGACGCAGGAGAUUACCGCUGCACCGCCAGGAAUAAGCUUGGCACGGUGUACCACACCAUCCACAUCAUGGUCAAAGCUGCUCCGUUUUGGAUCAGUGGUGCCCCCAGAAACCUUGUCCUAGCUCCAGGAGAGGACGGUGUGCUGACCUGCAGGGCCAGUGGCACGCCCAAGCCCUCCGUCACCUGGGCUAUGAACGGCAUCCCCAUAGAGAAUUCCCCCAAGGAUCUCAGCAGAAAAGUGGAGGAUGACACCAUCAUCUUCAGUGUUGUGCAGUCUGGAUCCAGCGCCGUUUACCAGUGUAAUGUCUCCAAUGACUACGGUUACCUCCUGUCCAACGCCUUUGUCAAUGUCCUCUCGGAGACGCCUAGAGUGCUGACACAAGCCAACAAAGUGUACCAGGUCAUCAAAAAUCACCGGGCCCUCUUAGACUGUGCUUCCUUUGGAUCACCCAUCCCUAGAAUUACAUGGUUUAAAGACAGUCGGUCAAGCACUCUUGAUGGAGACCCUUACAUGCACCAUGACAAUGGGACUUUAGAGAUUCACGUGGCUCAAGCCCACCAUAGUGGCAAAUACACCUGUGUGGCCAGAAAUACCCUCGGUAUCUACGAGAAUCACGUCUAUUUGGAGGUCAAAGAUCCCACCCGAAUUCUGAAGCAGCCAGACUACAAACAGGUCCAGAGGGGCAGGUCUGUAGUGUUUGAGUGUAAGGUGACAUACGACCCCUCACUCCAGCCCACCGUGACCUGGCUCAAAGACGACGGCGAGCUGCCCGAUGACGAGAGAUUAAUAGUAGACUUUGACAGCCUCACCAUCACAGAUGUGACAGAGAACGAUGCAGGGGUGUACACCUGCAUCAUGAACACCACUCUGGACCAAGAUUCAGCCAGGGCUGAGCUCACUGUUGUCGGGGCCACGCCAACACCAGCUGUUGUCUACGAACGACCCGACCCCCCAACUGACCUGGAGCUGACGGACAAGAAAAAGAGGAGUGUUCAGCUCACUUGGACCCCUGGGGAUGAGCAUAACAGUCCUAUUCAGAAAUUUCUGAUCCAGUAUGAAGACUCACUGCACCACCGAGGACACUGGCAUAAUCUCACCGAGGUCCCUGGAACCAAGACGACAGCUCACCUCAAGCUGUCACCCUAUGUCCACUAUAUCUUCAGAGUGUUGGCCGUCAACUCUGUGGGUUUCAGCCGCCCCAGCUUCCCCUCCAGAAUGUUUAAGACAGAACCUGCAGCUCCAGACGAAAACCCAACAGGUGUACAUGGAUUUGGAACAGAACAUGAUAAUCUUGUAAUCUCAUGGAAGCCGCUGACAGGCCUCCAGUCUAAUGGUCCUGGGCUUCACUAUAAAGUGAUGUGGAGGCAGAAGUUGAUGGAGAGUGAUUGGACCAAAGUGACUGUGGCUAACAACUCCAAGUUUGUUGUGUCCGGAACGCCCACAUUUGUUCCGUAUGAGCUCAAAGUUCAGGCAGUGAACGACCAUGGAGCCGGACCCGAGCCUGCUAUCGCCCACGGCUACUCAGGAGAGGACUUGCCAGUAGCAGCUCCAGAAAACGUGCAGGCCGUGUUGCUGAACAGUACUCUGUCAGAGGUGCACUGGGAUCCUGUGCCCCCCAAAUCUAUACGAGGACAUCUGAAAGGAUAUAAGGUGUACUACUGGAGAGAGCGUAGCCUCCACAAACACAACCCUCAUCAUGUGGAGAAGCAGAUCCUGACCUUCAGUGGGAAUCACACCCACGGCAUACUGCCUGGCCUGCACCCCUUCAGUCUCUACUCAUUUAAUGUCCGGGUUUAUAACGGGAAAGGAGAUGGUCCCCCAAGCCCCACCCAGCAGUUUGAGACACCUGAAGGGGUGCCGGGUCCUCCCACUUCCCUGGUAGUCACCAACACCAACAUGGACACUCUAACCCUGGAAUGGAAUCCUCCUCAUGACCGUAAUGGACACAUCACUGGCUACACCCUCAAAUAUCAGCCAGUCAAUAACUCCAAUGAGCUGGGCCCAGUGGAGGAGCUGGCCCUGCCCGCCAAUGCCACCUCAUUCACUUUGCUGAACCUCAAGUACAGCACACGCUACAAGUUUUAUUUGAAUGCGAAAACAGUCAGGGGAGCAGGCACGGCCAUUUCUCAGGAAGCUGUCACCAUCAUGGACGAAGCUCUUAUAUCACAGCUUGAUGUAGAUGAGGGCACAGGAAACACGCAAACCCCUCAUUCCAUUGCACGGUCUCCUCCACGCCGUCCGCCCCACAAGGUGCGGCCUGUGAGUCCUUUUGGGAACGUUAGCUCCUCGUCUGGAGAGGACGGGACCCUGAUCAGUUGGGAGUACUGGGGCCCGGAGAAAAACAUUUAUGUAGAAUACAUAGUGAAAAACAGUGAAGGUGAAGAGAAGUGGCAGAAAGAGCUUGUGAACGGCUCUCAGAACGUUAUGCUGAAGGGCUUAAAGGAGGGCCUCUCCUAUAGGGUGCGUUUGGUGGCCAAAGGUCACCACGACCAGCCGCUCCACCGCUCUGAGGAGCUGUUGGUCUUGGUCCCAGCUGUGACGAGUAGACAAGUGGACAUCGCCACUCAGGGAUGGUUCAUUGGUCUCAUGUGUGCCAUCGCUCUGCUCAUCCUGAUCCUCCUUAUCAUCUGCUUCAUUCAGAGGAAUAAGGGAGGGAAGUACCCUGUCAAAGAGAAGGAGGAUGCACACACAGACCCAGAGUUCCAGCCCAUGAAAGACGAUGACUGUACUUUUGGGGAAUACAGUGACAAUGAGGACCAUAAACCGUUAAAAGGGAGCCGCACGCCAUCUAAUGGGACAGUUAAGAGAGACGACAGUGACGACAGUUUAGUUGACUACGGGGAAGGAGGAGACGGACAGUUCAACGAGGAUGGCUCGUUUAUCGGCCAGUAUAGUGGAAAGAGUGUCAGCAGAGAGACUGCUGAGGGCCACGAGAGCUCGGAGGCCCCGUCCCCUAUUAAUGCCAUGAACUCCUUGAACUCCUUUGUGUAGCCAGUCAGUCCUCACAGACCAGUGUGAGGCGCCACACUGACUGCUUAAUCCCUGAAUCUCCCUUAAAGGGGUGUCCCAACACCUCAUGGCUUUAUGAUCACAUCUCCAUCCCCAGUGCCACACAUGA
Molecule: messenger RNA, 4460 nt
Organism: Etheostoma cragini (Arkansas darter)
Lineage: Eukaryota; Metazoa; Chordata; Actinopteri; Perciformes; Percidae
Product: neuronal cell adhesion molecule-like
Exons: 33
Coding region: 374-4333 (1319 amino acids)
Biological process (GO): cell-cell adhesion; brain development
Molecular function (GO): cell-cell adhesion mediator activity
Source: RefSeq, a predicted model, not a curated record